This is a messenger RNA of Effrenium voratum, 3734 nucleotides long. Lineage: Eukaryota; Dinophyceae; Suessiales; Symbiodiniaceae. The record is from the annotation of a GenBank genome assembly.
AUACAGCACUUGCCGAUCGCGCUUCCAAUGGCAACCUCCGAUGGCUCAGGACGACGAAGAUGAAGAAGAUGAGGACGUUUUGCUGGACGGAGGUCCUCCAUCCCCAGCAUCUCCUGACCGAGAGUCUGACACCCUGCAAGAGCGUGGUGACAAUAUCCGGGUCUUCGUCCGCGUGCGGCCGCUGAAUGCCCGAGAGGAGAGUGCUCAUCUACGUGACAGCAUAUGCGUUGACACCGACACUGGCACAGUGCAUCUCCUUGGGGAGCCCCCAAGGAGCUUUGCCUUCGACGGCGUGCUGGGAGUGUCGGCCUCCCAGGAGGAUGUCUUCCAACUAUUUGGCACCAGCGUGGCGGAAGCAUGCCUCAGCGGGUACAACGGCAGCAUCUACGCGUAUGGUCAGACGGGCAGCGGAAAGACCUUCACCAUGCAGGGCGGGGUGAACUCGGUGCAGUCCAUGCAGCAGGACCCCAGCAGGGGCCUUAUGUGCCGGAUUUUGGAGUUCAUCUUCGACGAGAUCAGUCGAAGACAUCUCAAAGGAGGAAGUGUCCAGCAUAGCUGCAAGUGCUCGUACUUAGAGAUCUACAAGGAGCAGAUCACCGACCUGCUGGAGCCCUCGAGCUAUUUGCAGAUACGGGAGGACAUCAACCGCGGCAUCUACGUGGAACGCCUUAGUGAGCACUCCGUAUGGACGGCCUCCGACGCUUUCCACGUGCUCUGGAAGGGCCUUCACCAGCGGCACGUGGCCUCCACCCAGAUGAACGAACUCAGCUCCAGGUCCCACUCGGUCUUCACCCUGAAGUUGGAAGCUUCCAGCACCACUGCGGGCGGCGUGACCUCCACGAAGGUGGCGAGGCUGAACCUCAUCGACCUCGCCGGCUCUGAGCGCCAGAGCUUCGACCCCCACCAGCCCUCCACGCACGAGAGCCUCAGAGUCAAGGAGGCCGGCGCCAUCAACCGGAGCCUCAGCGCACUGACCAACGUGAUCAUGUCCUUGUCGCAGCGCAGAGCGGGGCAGCGACAGCCUUUCGUGCGGUACCGCGACAGCAAGCUGACCUUCCUGCUUCGGGACUCCCUGGGCGGUAACUCCAAGACGCACAUCGCGGCCUGUGUCAGCCCCUCUGCCAUGUGCUUCGGGGAGACGCUGUCCACGCUGAAGUUUGCAGCACGGGCCAAGCACAUCCGCUGCACGGCGGUCAUGAACGAGGAGUACUCUGGGACGGUGGAGUCCUUGAUGCUAGAGGUGAAGAGUCUCCGACAGCAGCUGGACCUACUUUCCAGUCGAGGGCUGCUCGGGGACGGGGAGGUGGAGGACAUCAUCAUGCAGUCACCGAAGGGGAUGGCUCAACGAGGGGCGAAGGCUGCCAGAGAAGAGGAAGAAGCCCUGGAGGCGCUGGUGUUGGAGAGGCUUGAAGCCGCCGGGUGCAGAGAGGAGCUGCAGUCGCUCUACGGCUCGCGGCGCGUGCGCAGGCUUGAAAUCCUCCUGGCUGCCGCCUUGGACCGGGAGCGGCGCUGCGAGCUGCGGCGCCACAAGAUGGACAAGUACUCCCAGUACUUGAACUACACCCUCGAGAAGAAAGAGACGUACUUCGAUGCUCUUCGUGACUACUUCAGCAGUCUUGUGGACUAUGCCGCCGGGGAGGCGUGCUACUUGCCGGAAUUCACGGCUCGACUGGUGGUGUUCCGGCAGCAGCUCUGCAACGCGUCCACCGACAGCAGCCGUCAGCAAGCCACGGAGAUGUUGGAUGGAACCAUCGAGGCCUUCCUGGACGCAGAGGCAGAUGGCUUGCUGGAUGAUGGCGAUGAAAGCCCCACCGGCAUCCACAUGUCUUCGCAGCGCUGGUUGGCGCAGGAGUUCUCCUCCAAGAGCCGGAGCUACAGCUACGGGCUGCUGAUUGGAGAGGCGGCCAGGCGCAACGGGCGGCGGAGCACCUCGCGCAUGCAGCUGGGCUCGACCGCAGCACUGGCAGGUUCGUCGCUUCCGGAGGGCGAAGGGUCGGAGCAGAGCCACAGCCUGGGAGUUGGAGGACCUUCGGAGCAGCUGGGCGAGCUCUGGGCCGAGAACAAGCAGCGCCAGCUGGAGAGCCACCCAGAGCUCUUCCGGCUGAGCGCGGAGAACCGCCUGCUGCGGGAGCACCUGGCCUCGCUGAAGCAGCAGAAGGCUGCCGCGCAGGAGCCGGAUUUCUUCCAAGGGCGGGGCAAAUCUCAGAGCUCGCAGCCGGAGAAGGAGAUGAGUCUGGCCCGAACCACGUCCCGCUUGCUCAGCGUGGACGCAAAUGAGGAGGGCGACAAGAAGGUCGGAGAAGGCAAAUUUCAAGCGCCGAAGCACUUCCCCGGCAUCGAGGAGGUGACGCACCUCAGCUCCUCGGAUUCCGAGUCAGAGGACCGGCCACGCGAGGCCGGGCUCUUGGAUCGAGGCGUCUAUGCGGAUGCCAACUCCUUCCUUCCGGCAAUGGCGCGACAGGUUCAAGACCUGUUCCGCGUGAAGAACGGCAUGGAGGACCUGUUGCGGCGCCGACUGAGUGCGCAGAAGGCAACCAGCCCAGUGCAAGGAGACCGCUUCAUCCGUGCCAACGUGACCCCUGACCAAGAGGUGGAAGUUGAUCCACAGGAGCUUGCGGAGGCGCUACAAGGUGCCACAGAGGCCCUGCAGAAUGCAGAGGCCAUGGUGGCGAAGGGCGGCUGCGGGGAGCUCUUCGUGGGUGCCGACGAACCCCAUGCGCCGGACCAUGGCCGUCGGUCAGAGGGCAUGGAUGAGCGCGAUGUGUUCCUUUCACUGAUGCGAUCCCUGCCUGGUGAGAGUCAAGCACUCAAUCGACAGGGCUUCGCCGCCUCCGUGCCGCAGCUUGAGCCGAGGCAGGCAGGGUCAAUUUGGCUGAGGCCAUUUGACUCGGAGUCCGAUAGGAUGUCAUCCCUGCGAAGCACGUCUAGCAUCUCUAGUGGAGGCGGGCGCUUGACGCGCAUGAAGUCCACCAUGCAGCUCCAUCGCAUCGUGGAGGCGCCCAGCCUGCAAGAGAUGGCCGAGACGGUGCGCGAAGGCUCUUCUCGCCAGCCGCCCUCUUCUCCCAGCGAGACUCUUCAGCUGGCAGUGCAGCAGGUGCAAAACUUGUGCAAGCAGCUGGAGGGCGUUGGAGAAGUCUACAGGGACGUGAAGGCUCAGCUGGAGCCCAUGCAGCAGGAGUAUUUGAGGAGGCAGGAGGAGUGCCGCUUUUUGGAAGCCCAGUGCCGGCGAUUGGAUGUGCACUGCCGCUUGCUGGAAAACCGUGUCCAAGCGGCAGAGGCGAGCGGCGCACUCCGUGCGCCGCAGCCGCAGCCCUUCAACCCGGAUGCACAGCUUCCGGCGCCAGGCGCGCGGCGGUUCAUUCCCGUGGCGCAGGCGCAGGCGCCGGUUGUGGGUAUGGCUCGUAUGUCCAUCAUGGCUCAUGUGGCCAGUGCGCUGCUGGCUGCUCGAUGGAUAAGUGGCAACCCCACGCCUGUGGCUUUCGCCGAGCCUCCAUUUCUCUCGACGAGGGCGGUGAUCGCGCAGCCUCGAAGGCCUGCGAUGCAGGCGCUACGGGAUGGAGCCCAGGCUUGGUCCAGCUCCUUUGCAUUCCUUUGUGCUGUGACUGCCGCCAAUGGUGUCAAUCACGCCCGUCGAAUCGAAACCCACCGUGCGAAGGCUAGCUGGUGUGUUCUGGGGUCACCAAAGCAGCGAACACCAAAGCAGUGCGCGCGAGGGUGAUUUGCAAAUGCUGAAA